Messenger RNA from Salarias fasciatus (jewelled blenny), 1068 nucleotides. It is a transcript of the gene mos, whose product is annotated as v-mos Moloney murine sarcoma viral oncogene homolog. The record is from RefSeq and is a predicted model, not a curated record. Lineage: Eukaryota; Metazoa; Chordata; Actinopteri; Blenniiformes; Blenniidae. Gene Ontology annotation, molecular function: protein serine/threonine kinase activity; ATP binding. The transcript has a single exon. Bases 1 to 1068 code for a protein of 355 amino acids. Gene Ontology annotation, biological process: protein phosphorylation.
AUGCCGUCCCCGAUCCCCAGCCGCCUGCUGCCCAGAGACCUGUACCCGGCCGUGGAGCUGGGCACGUGCAGCAGCCCGCUCGCCCAGCCCGGCCCCGGUCCCGCUGCCAGCCCCGGUCCCGGGGCGACCCUGCAGGUCCCGGCUCAGCGGUUCCCCGGCAGAGCCUCCGGCCGCCCCUGGUCGUCGGUGAUCCAGUGGAAGCAGCUGCGCGCGCUGCAGCCGGUGGGCUCCGGGGGCUUCGGGUCGGUGUACCGGGCGGAGUACCUGGGGAGGACCGUGGCCCUGAAGAACGUCAAGAAGUGCUCCAAGAACGCGCUGGCGUCCCGCCAGAGCUUCUGGGCCGAGCUGAACGCUGCACACCUGAGCCACCCCAACAUCGUGCGCGUCCUCGCAGCCACCACGUGCGUGCCCGCGGACUUCGGGGACGAGGGCAGCCUGGGGGCCGUGCUGAUGGAGUUCGUGGGCAGCAGCAACCUGCAGCAGGUGAUCUACGGAAGCCCGGAGGAGCUGCCGCCGCGCCGCUGGCUGCGCUACGCCGCGGACAUCGCGCGCGGCCUGGACUUCCUGCACGCGCACCGCGUGCUGCACCUGGACGUGAAGCCCGCCAACGUGCUGCUGUCGGCGCGGGACGCCUGUAAGCUCGUGGACUUCGGCUGCUCCGUGAAGCUGGAGCCCGGCCGCGAGCGCGCUGCCAUCGGCGCGCACCUCAGCCACGUGUGCGGCACGUACACGCACCGCGCGCCCGAGCUGCUGCGCGGCGACGCGGUGUCGUCCCGGGCCGACGUCUUCUCCUUCGGCAUCACGCUGUGGCAGCUGGCCACCCGCGAGCCGCCGUACGCCGGGGACCGGCAGCGCGUGCUGUACGCCGUGGUGGCGCAGCGGCUGCGGCCCCCGCUGGACCGACCGGCCUUCGGGUCCGAGCGCGGCCGGAGCUGCGCCGCGCUGCUGCGCCGCUGCUGGAGCGCGGAGGCCCGGGACAGACCGGGAGCCCCGGAGCUGCUGGCGCUGCUGGAGCGGCUCCGGAUCCGGUACCUGGAGCAGGGACCGGACGACAGCGGGACGCUCUAG